Messenger RNA from Guillardia theta CCMP2712, 747 nucleotides. RefSeq lists its product as hypothetical. The coding region runs from base 1 to 747 and encodes 248 amino acids. Gene Ontology annotation, cellular component: plasma membrane. The transcript is spliced from 4 exons. Lineage: Eukaryota; Cryptophyceae; Pyrenomonadales; Geminigeraceae. The record is from RefSeq and is a predicted model, not a curated record.
AUGGCCAUUGAAAGUCUGUCGCCGGCGGCAUGCACUACGAUCGAGGAAGUGGGAUCCACUGGUGUGGGAGCUCUCACCAUUGUCUUCCUUGUCCUUGCAGUUUCCACCAUUGUCUUCAUCGCAAGGUCGAGCUCUGCCAAGGAGACUAAGCAGUACUACUUCUGCUCGAUCUACAUCUGCGCGUUUUCCACCUUGGCGUACUUUGCUAUGCUCUCUGGACAGGGUUGGACUGCAGUGGCUGGUUGCAGACAGUUUUUCUAUGUUCGAUACGUGGACUACGCCAUCACCCUUCCCUUGAUCAUCCUUCAGCUUGGAUUGAUCGCUGGAGCAGAGACUUCCAUCAUCGCUGCUACCAUCGGUGCUGAGAUUCUCUAUGUUGCCACUUUCUACUUUGCAUCGGUGUCAGUGGUGACCACCGUAAAGUGGUUCUGGUUCGUUAUCGGAGCCAUUGCCCUUGUCUGUGUUUUGGUCUCGAUCUCCAAGAACAUGAGGGAAUCAGCUGUGACUCGUGGUGGGGAUGUCGCGUCUUUGUACGGACAGCUCGCUACCAUUGUCACUGUGGCCUUCAUCUUCUACCCGAUGGUUUGGUUGUUCUCUGAGGGAUUUGCAUCCUUCUCCGUUUCCUUUGAGGUGUGCGGGUAUGCUAUCUUGGAUACCGUGGCCAAGGUUAUCUUCUGCUUCAUCGUCAUGUCUGGCAACGAUGUCCUUGCAACUGCGCCCAACUCCACGGAUAAGGAAUACGUCUGA